CCCAGUUUCAGCACCUGAGCGAUCAGCUAUGGCUCUACAUUGCGGUCUCCUUUCAAAGUUUCCUGCACAAGUGCUGGCUGUCGAGAAGGCUUUAAAAGGAUUGGCCAAGAGGAAAGUCUUCGCACUGGUUUGGGCAGCAUUCAUCGCUCAGUUGCUGUUCAUGGGCCGUGUUUUUCAACUGUGUCGACGCAUACUUGCUCGGAUUCGUGAAAGGGACGUUUAUGGUGUAUCUCCUUUUGGUCAGAUUCACCGUGCUCAUUCUUACCACCUCUUCUCAGUGACUCGAUCAGGGUGCCUCCGUUGCCGGGAUGUUGAUAUCUCCGAAUAUGAGAACCGAAAACAACAGCGGCUGGCGGAAAUCAGAACCUUGAGAAAGAAGGUUACUGAGGUGCUGAAAAAUGAGCGCUGGGAGAAGCUACAUCAUUACUGCUGGGAGAAGCCGAAAAGCUUGCUGAACAGUCACGGCUCGGCGCUUCAGAAUCAGUGGAAGCUUGAGCAAUUCUUCAAUGAAGGCGAUGCUAAGAAGGAGCUCUCGGAGUUGAGAUCAGCUCUGGUUGACAUUGAUCUUGCCCUCCUCUCUGCAAACUUGACGGAAUUCUGAGAACCACAAGCACUUUUUAGGUGCUUGUUGCCUUGGAAGGAAGACAAGCCUUGGAAAGGCAGGCCAAUAUGUUUGCUUUUAGGGGUAUGCCUCAGGGUAUCUCACAGUUAAUUGUCUCAACAUUUGGACGGUUCAUUCCUGAAAUUGACCAGCUACUGUAUCUGCUGUGAUCUAUUCGUACCCUGUGUAUCCCUGUGUUUGAACUACUAGUAAUUAUAGCCGUAAAGAUAAAAACGCAAAAUGCAUCGCUUCACAUCAUGCUAAAACUGCAUGGGUUGCGACAUUUCCAGAGACUUGUGCAGAAUCUGAAGGACACAACAAGCGUGUCUGCGUGUGCAGAUGUAAGCUCAAUUCUUUUAAUCGCAGGGCCCAUGCAAUUCACCCGCCGGCUGAAGUUAUUUGGCGUUUCCAACAUUGCUUUAGCACAUGGAAGAGGCGCAGACUAUUUGCUGCUAGGUAAUGCUUGAUUUCUGGUGCCUGUUGGUGCUUCGUAGCGAAUGACU
Cladocopium goreaui is the source of this 1104-nucleotide messenger RNA. Lineage: Eukaryota; Dinophyceae; Suessiales; Symbiodiniaceae. The record is from the annotation of a GenBank genome assembly.